AUGUCGAUUUCUCCGAGAGAUAGAAGUUUUAAAGCAAGUGGACUACCACCUUCAGUAGCCGAGCUGUUCAAGCUAUGGAAGAUGCUGUCUGGACCUCCUAAGAACCUUAGAGAAGAAUACGUCCCACUUCACUUUAGAAUAUAUGGCAUGGAUCGUAUGAACCGUGAAGUAGUAAGGGUCGAAGUUAUCGACAAACUAGGUGCUUAUGUGUUCGAUGGACCUAACAAACGCUACUAUCAUCCACUAGUAAUCAAAAACAAGGUCAAACGCAGUCAAUUUCAAGCCAAGGAGGAUUUAUCUACAAGAAUAACUGAGGCAUGUAAUGAUGUUCCACCAAAGCAUCUUAGAGCAUUUGUAUAG
Molecule: messenger RNA, 360 nt
Organism: Rhizopus microsporus ATCC 52813
Lineage: Eukaryota; Fungi; Mucoromycota; Mucoromycetes; Mucorales; Rhizopodaceae
Exons: 2
Coding region: 1-360 (119 amino acids)
Source: RefSeq, a predicted model, not a curated record